This is a messenger RNA of Pangasianodon hypophthalmus (striped catfish), 4127 nucleotides long. RefSeq names its product contactin 1b (gene cntn1b). Lineage: Eukaryota; Metazoa; Chordata; Actinopteri; Siluriformes; Pangasiidae. Gene Ontology annotation, biological process: brain development; cell-cell adhesion. The record is from RefSeq and is a predicted model, not a curated record. The transcript has 25 exons. Gene Ontology annotation, molecular function: cell-cell adhesion mediator activity. The coding region runs from base 739 to 3825 and encodes 1028 amino acids.
UCAACACUUCAGGAACACAUCAUCCAUAAGAAGAGCAAGCACCCUUUAGACACAUCUCCCAGCUUUAAGUGUGGAUGAGACCCUGGCGAUUGAUUUGACUAUGAUUCAGCGUUUCGAUGACGGAUGGAUGGAUGGAUGAUGGAUGAAAUGGGCUUGUAUAGCAGCACACUUUCAGCCUGGACAGUAUGUGUGUGUUCUGACGGUGUGGCUUCAGCGCUGCUACAGUGACGCUGCUUCAGCCUCCCUUUGCCCUCGCUUCCAGAUGAGACACAGCGUGCAGAAGAUCUGAUUGUGCUUCUGGGGAAUCUAGUGGUGUAAUAAUUCCUGCAUUAAUGCAGCAAGAUGCUUAUUAUUUUUUGAGCAGAUAUCUGUGCAGGAUUGAAUGUCAGAACUGCACAAGGCUGUGAGCUGUUGACUGCAGGACAGUCCCCAUCACCUCGCUCCUCUACAGCACCGCAGCGCCACCACGUCACCCAAGUGCGCAUGUGGAAGAGCGCUGCAGUGUUCAGGGCGCAUUUGGGACAAGGCCGCUGUGAUUACUCCGGGAUAAUCCUCUGCAUUCUCUCUCUCUCUCUCUCUCUCUCUCUCUCUCUCUGGCUGGGCUGUGCAGACAUGCAGACAUGCAGCAUCCCUCCUGACCCAGCCUGGGGAUGAGCGUGCCGUGCAGUCGUACAUUAACACGAGUGCUGAAUUCUGGAUAAGUACAGCACCCUCAGGACUGUCAGUUGUGGCAUCACAAUGGAGGCCCCACUUGUGUUGCUGAGUUUUUUCUCUUUGCUCUUAUCAGCAGAUGCCAUCAAGCCUAGGUUCUUUGAGCCCAGGAUCUUUGACAAGGAGGCCACAGGGUUUGGACCCAUUUUUGAGGAGGAGCCCUUAGACACAGUGUAUGCUGAAGAUUCUCCUGAGUCCAAAAUCUCCAUGAACUGCAGAGUGCGAGCCAACCCACCAGCCACUGUCAAAUGGUGGCAUAAUAACUGGGAGAUUAAGCUGAUGGAGCAGCCGGAUGAACACUACAGUUUAGUGGGCGGAAACCUGGUCAUCACUAAUCCAGACAAGAAUAAGCAUGCUGGAAAAUAUGUGUGUGUGGCCAAGAACAUUUAUGGCACAGUCAUCAGCAAAGAGGCCACUGUGAGGUUUGGAUUUCUGAACCAGUUUCCUACUGAUGAGAGAGAGAGUGUGUAUGUUAAAGAAGGCCAGGGGGCUGUCCUGCUGUGUGACCCGCCCUCUCGCUACCCAAAUGAGGUGAUGUACCGAUGGCUCUACAAUGAUUACCCCAACUUUAUUAUCCCUGAUCAGAGGCGCUUUGUGUCUCAGACCACAGGCAACCUCUACAUUGCUAAAGUCGAGGCCUCUGACAUUGGCAACUACUCAUGUUUUGUGUCCAGCCCUACCAUUGGCAAAAGUGUCUUCAGCAUGCCGUUCGCUCUGGUGCCACAGAUAGAAAAGGAAGUUAAUCGAUAUCCUGCGGACAUUCGGGUCAGAUUUCCUAAGACGUAUGCCCUGGUGGGGCAAAACGUCACACUGGAGUGCUUCGCCCUGGGAAACCCUCUUCCACACAUCCGCUGGAGGAAGCUGGAUGCAGAUCUGCCACCCAACUAUGAGGUAAGCAUGAACGGUGCUCUGCUCCACCUCAUCAACGUGCAGUACGAGGACGAGGGUAGCUACGAAUGUGAGGCCCUCAACGUCAAGGGCAUGGACUGGUACCGCCAGUGGCUUUACGUGGAGGGUGCGCCAGAGUGGGCGGAGCAUAUCAAUGACACAGAGAAAGAUGUUGGCAGUGAGCUUACUCUUUCCUGCACGGCUGUGGGCAAGCCGUUACCAUGGAUCCGCUGGUUGAAGGAUGGCUAUUCAUAUGGCAAAGGGCAGCUGAAGUUCUCCAGUCUGACUUUCGAAGACUCAGGCAUGUAUCAGUGCAUUGCUGAGAACAACUGGGGAACCAUCUACGCUAAUGCCGAGCUGCGUGUGGUCUCUUGUGCACCGACAUUCAUUUACAACCCAGUAAAAAAGAUUUUGUUGGGUGCUGAAAAUGGGCGUGUGGUGAUCGAGUGUAAACCACGAGCUGCUCCAAAGCCGAAGUUUAUUUGGAAACGUGGCUUGGAAACACUCUCCAACUCAUCCCGUGUGUUUGUUUGGGAUGAUGGGAGUCUGGAGAUUCUGAAUGUGACUAAGGCUGAUGAUGGUUUAUACACAUGUUACGCUGAGAAUGACCGUGGAAAGGACAACAGCACAGGGACUCUUAGUAUCAAAGAGGCAACUAAGAUCACUGUAGCUCCAUCAGACGUGGAGGUGCCUGUGGGUGAGAAUACAGUGCUUCAGUGCUCGGCCUCGCAUGACCCUAGCUUUGAUAUCACCUUCAUCUGGUCAGUGGACACAUACGUCAUCAACUUUGCCGCUGACUAUAAGCACUAUGAGCAGCUGAUGGAUAAUGAGUCUGGUGGACACCUGCUGAUUAAAAACAUUCAAGUUGGACACGCAGGGCACUACACCUGCACGGCACAGACCAUUGUUGACAAUGCCACUGCUUCUGCUAACGUCUAUGUCAAAGCUAGGCCUGGUCCUCCUGGAGGGGUGCGUGUGGAGGAGAUCAGAGACACAUCAGUGAAGUUGGUUUGGAGUCUGGGCUCAGAUCAUGCUAGUCCACUCACCCAGCACGUUAUCCAAACCAGAGACUUCUACUCUCUAGACCCGGAGGACUGGAAAACCGCAGUCACAUCUCCUGCGUUCCUGGAUGGGAAAGCUGAGGCAGCCAAGGUCAUUGACCUGUAUCCUUGGAUGGAGUAUGAAUUUCGGGUUUACGCCAUCAGUGAUCUGGGAGAAGGAGAGUGCAGUGUGCCCUCCAUCAAAAUUAAAACCUGGGAUGCCAUUCCCACCAUGGCUCCCAGUGAUGUACAGGGUUACGUCGGCUUGAACGGAGAGCUCAUAGUGACUUGGACACCCAUGAAGCCCCAGUACUUUUUUGGUAAAAAGUUUGGCUAUAUAGUAGGUUUCAAGCCCCAUGAGGACUACGAAUGGAAGUGGUCAACAGUGGCUGACCCAGAGGCGAGACGCUAUGUCUACAAGGAUGGCAUUAUACCCAACACUGAGAUACAAGUCAAAGUGAAAGGUUACAACAACAAAGGAGAGGGACCUUACAGCCUGACCAAAGUGGUGUACUCCUCUGACAGCGCCCCCACAGAGGCGCCGCUGGAUGUUUAUGCCCGCCAGGUUACCUCCACCGAGGCUCUCGUGUGGUGGCUACAUGUUUUUCAAGUUCCUCCUCACUGGGUGGAUGGCUACCAGAUACGCUACUGGAGGAAAUAUGACGACAACGAGGCAGGAGCCUCUCGUGUUCUGGUCCACAGCUCAGUUAACCAGACUCGUCUGGAGAACAUGCGGCCUGAUUCACACUACCUGAUUGAGGUGCGUGCUUACAAUGGCGCUGGACUUGGACCACCCAGUGAGCACUGUGAGAUGUUUACCAGAAGACCACCUCCCAGUCGACGUCUAAGAGUGUACAAAUAUGUCAGCUUCACACGCAAAUGGCUGUAUAUCUACUGGGAUCACAUCUACAACUACUGGAAUGAGUCCUAUGUGGAAGGAUACAAGAUUUUGUUUAGGAAGGAAGGGGAGCGCUAUGGGAAACUGUACACCACCGGCAGGCACUACAUCGACUUCCCCAUGCCUGAGACAGGAGAUUACGUAAUAGAGAUACGGGCUCGCUGUGAAGGAGGAGACGGCCCAAUAUCCCAGAUACAGGUGCAAGGGUCAGCCAUCCUGAACUCUCAGUCUCUCUGUGCUGUAGCUCUGCUGCUGGUGGUGUUGGCCUGCACGAACCUGGGCCUUUAGGACAAUAUACUUUCCCUAGUUGAGUCAAAACGUGUGUAAACACCCAAAUUCUACUCCCAGUGUUCUGUCUACAAAUGUGUAAUUUUGCAGUUAUGCAAUUAUUUUUAUGUUGUACAACCUUCCUAAAAUAUAGAUCAAAUUAAAACCAGUAUUAAAGCCAUAUUGGUGUUAGAGAUGAGGCCACAUGAUAACAUGAACACAUCACAGGAGACAAAGGUUUUUUGCAAUAUUUAUAAUUAGAUUAUUUAUUUAGUUAAAAAAUCUCUAAUUGUUUGUAAAAAACAGUAAAAUUAUUAUUUUAA